Molecule: messenger RNA, 531 nt
Organism: Trichoderma asperellum CBS 433.97
Lineage: Eukaryota; Fungi; Ascomycota; Sordariomycetes; Hypocreales; Hypocreaceae
Source: RefSeq, a predicted model, not a curated record
CUCUGGCAGUCAGUCCCUGCUUGGGCAUAUGCAUAAUAAAGGCGUGUCAAAAAUGGCACCGCCGGGGCAUGCAUGCAUGUACAAGUGAGGAGUAUGUAACAGCAGCUACUGCUAAGGUAUGUAUGGAUGUGCGAUGAUAGUCGGAUUGGAUGAGGUGGUUGCUGUUGUUCGUGCGCAAGUGCGAGACGCCUCUUGGGCUCUCGGUCUCGGCCCCAGUCACCGGGUUUGCCUCUCCUUGGUCUCUCUCCUCUCACGUCCCCGUUGUUGAUCUGUCACAAAAAUGGCGAGCUCGGCAUAAUAAUCGUCUUCAGGCAAACCCAGAGCCUAUACUAAGGUCCAAGGUGCACGUAGUCUGGAGCUAAUACAUGUACCUUAUUACUUGCUGCCUGCAUUUGCAUGCGGCAAGCUGAGCCUUUUUGCGCCUUCUCUCUCUCCUACAUAUUUGGCUAAUCUCCUUCACGUGCUUUUUACUUCUUUUCAGUUUCUCUUUUCUUUUCUUUUCUUUUUUUUUUUUAAACCUUUUUGUGCCUU